UCAGACUCCAGCAAAGAUCUGAACUGUGUUCUAAAACUAGGUGUGGGAGCCCGUGGAGGGAAGGCAUUAGUGAGCAAGACAGCCCACCCUGCCUCCCAGCUUCAGCCUCCCGGUACCCUGUCCUUGCCAGCACUUUGGAUGGGAAACGGGGGCUGUGUCUAGGUCAGCAUUUUCCUGCCUAUCCUAGACGGCCGUGUGCCUCUCUGCCUUUUACUCUGUAAAGCUUUGGUGACGAUUUCUACUUAACAGGCAUCUUCUGGCACAUCCUGUUGUCUUCUUCCCUCUACAGGGGCCGCCAUUCCUCCUUCAGAAUGCCGGAGGGCCCAGAGCUGCACCUUGCCAGCUGUUUUGUGAAUGAGACGUGUAAAGGGCUCGUAUUUGGCGGGUGUGUGGAGAAGUCCUCUGUCAGCCGCAACCCCGAGGUGCCCUUUGAGAGCAGUGCCUACCAUAUCUCAGCCUUAGCCCGAGGCAAGGAGCUGUGCCUGACCUUGAGCCCCCUGCCUGGUGCCCAGCCCCCUCAGAAGCCACUGUCCCUUGUCUUCCACUUUGGUAUGUCUGGGUCCUUCCAGCUGGCACCUGCAGAUGCCCUGCUGCCCCAUGCCCAUCUACGUUUUUACACGGCCCCACCUGCCCCCCGGCUUGCCCUUUGUUUCGUGGACAUCCAAUGCUUUGGCCACUGGGACCCUGGGGGUGAAUGGCAGCCAGGCCGUGGACCCUGUGUCUUGCUGGAGUAUGAACGGUUCAGGGACAACGUACUUCGGAACCUGUCAGACAAAGCCUUUGACCGGCCCAUCUGCGAGGCCUUGUUGGACCAGAGAUUCUUCAAUGGCAUUGGCAAUUAUCUUCGGGCAGAGAUCUUGUACCGGCUGAAGAUCCCCCCUUUCGAGAAGGCCCGGACAGUUCUAGAGGCCGUGCAGCAGUCCCGGCUGAGCCCAGAGCUGACCCUGAGCCAGAAGAUCAAGGUCAAACUGCAGAAUCCAGACCUGCUGGAACUGUGUCACUUGGUGCCCAAGGAAGUGGUUCAGCUGGGGGGCAAAGGCUACGGGCCAGACCGUGGAGAGGAGGAUUUUGCUGCCUUUCGAGCCUGGCUGCAGUGCUAUGGCAUGCCAGGCAUGAGUUCCCUGCGAGACCGGCAUGGCCGUACCAUCUGGUUCCAGGGUGAUCCCGGACCCUUGGCACCUAAAGGGGGCAGGUCCCGAAAAAAAAAGCCACGGGAGACACAGCCGGGGGCUGGAGACACAGAAGAGGACCAUCCGCUCUCAGGCAAGUCCAUUUCCAGGACUCGGAGGGCCAGGAAACACCCUCCUAAGAGUAUAGCUCAACAGUCUGAAGGGAGCAGCCUCCAACGAAACCGGGAAACCCCCACAGCCCCCAAGAAAGGAAAGAGAAGGGGGCGACCGGAAACCACAGGUGGACCUUCUUCAACAUCCUCCUGGAGCUGGAAAGGGACCCCGGGGAGUGGCUCUUCAGGGAGGCUGGGAGGUAACAGGGUGGACAGAGGGAGGAAGGCCUAGUACAGGACACACAGUCACUGCUUCCCCUGCUCUCCCCACAGGUGGACCUGCCUCCCCUGCUCUGCCCAAAGGUGGCAUCAGACCCAGGAAGAGCAAGGCUGAUACCUGACCCCGGGAGGCUGGGGGAACUUCAGCCUCCUAGAGGGAGGUUUCCUUGCUUGGUCCGUCCUUCCCAGCUGCCUUGCUGUGAAUCUCGGGGCGUCUGAUCCCUGGAGGCUGUGUUGGUAGGGCAGUGUGCCCUAGGCCCUGGGACUUGUCCUACACAACCUUUUGGAAGCAGGGUCUCACAUAUCCUAGGCUGGCCUUGAGCUCAUGUGUACCUGAGGAUGACAAGGAACUCCCGAUUGACCUUCCUGCCUUCAUUCCCCCCUCCCCCCAGAGCAUUUUUCUGUGUAGCUUUGUGCCUUUCCUGGAACUCACUCUGUAGCCCAGGCUGGCCUUGAACUCACAGAGAUCUGCCUGACUUUGCCUCCCAAAUCCUGGGAUUAAAGGCGUGCACCACCACCAUAAUUGCUGGGAUUACUGGUGUAAGCCACA
Peromyscus eremicus (cactus mouse) is the source of this 2051-nucleotide messenger RNA. Its product is annotated as endonuclease 8-like 1. The record is from RefSeq and is a predicted model, not a curated record. Lineage: Eukaryota; Metazoa; Chordata; Mammalia; Rodentia; Cricetidae. Gene Ontology annotation, biological process: base-excision repair. Bases 312 to 1514 code for a protein of 400 amino acids. The transcript has 8 exons. Gene Ontology annotation, molecular function: DNA-(apurinic or apyrimidinic site) endonuclease activity; damaged DNA binding; zinc ion binding. Gene Ontology annotation, cellular component: nucleus.